Messenger RNA from Thlaspi arvense, 642 nucleotides. Lineage: Eukaryota; Viridiplantae; Streptophyta; Magnoliopsida; Brassicales; Brassicaceae. The record is from the annotation of a GenBank genome assembly.
AUGGAGAUAACAAUAUCUCAGUUGUGCUCUCGGGUUAAGCUCUCAGUCUCUUCUUCGUCAUCAUCUUCACUGAUCUGCUUAAAUGGAAACAGUAAGAGGAACCUAAAUGGAGCUGUUUCAGUCAAUUUCUUGAAAAAGAUUGAGCAGUUCAGUAAUGUUAGCUUCUUCACCACGAAUAAGAAACACAAAAGUCACGCGCCGGUAGUUACAGCAACACGCGCUUCCGUGGAUGAGAAUCAAUCCCCAACUUCCGGUGCCGGAGGAGAACGGUGGCUUCUCCAACCAGUUGGAGAUGGAGACACAAGACACAUUGGUUACAAAGUUGAAAUGCCUGCUCCUUUCGAGAUCUCUUCCGGCCAAGUUACCGUCGGACGGCUACCGGAAAAAGCUGACGUAGUGAUUCCUGUGGCCACCGUUUCGGGAGUACAUGCAACAAUAGAUACAAAAGGAGACAACCUUCUUGUGACGGAUAUGAACAGCACGAACGGUACAUUCAUUGAAGACAAACGUCUGAUUCCUGGUGUUGCAGCUCCUGCUUUUCCCGGAACACGAAUCACAUUUGGAGACACAAAUCUAGCAAUCUUCCGAGUUUUCAAGCUCCAAGAUAGUAAAGAUUCCUCAGAGAAAUCGUCUGCAGAGUAA